AUGUUGGUUUCAAGUGAUUGUUCCCUUGUGGACCAGCAGAUGCUCCAAAUUGAGGAGAUUUAUGCGAUUCAUUGCAUAUACUUCCCCGUGAAGAUCAUCAACCCCGGAAAACUCGAUUGGAGCAAAUUCCCGGACGAUUGCAUGUCAGACGCAGAAUACAAGAACCUCUCGGUAAAGUCAAAGUUCAGGACAGAUAUAAAGGUCGGAACAGUCUCCAUUAAAGAUGUAAAGAAGUUGGAGCUGAUCAGGUUCUCCUUUGUAGUUUCGGAAAACUUGGAGUCUGAUCUCUACUCUAUCAUUGAAGUUACAUUCCCCAAAGAUUACCCUGUGAAACCUCCCCUUCUUACGAUCAAAAUGACGAUUUCACUUCCACCAGAGGAAAGAGAACAUCUCGUUAAUGAAAUAACAGAUAUAAUAAAACGGUCCAGUGGGAAUAUUUGCAUAUUUGACAUUAGUGUCUGUGUAUGCGAAACGAUGAAUAGGGUAAGUAAUGAUCAUAAAAAUCUCUGGCAAGAGAUGACGGUUAGACAAGUUCAUUCUGAUGACUCUUCCGAUGAUGAACAACAUGUAAAUCGGGUACAACAAGGUGAUUCUCCCAGGGAAAAUGUAUCAGAAAGCAUAACAAAAAGCUCAAAUGAUGGAAGAUUAGAUUCUGUAAAUACUAGUAGCUCAAAACUUUUGGCAGAUGUAAAAAUCGCACGGAUACCGCUUCCAACCUGGUCAGCUCAGUCUCUGAUCCAGUCGCCACUUUGGUAUGAAAAGAAGAAAGGCACAAGAUAUGCACAAGUACUGAAAAAUGAUUCACACGAAUACAACAAGUUGCAGUUGGGAACUGGUGAUAUAUCAUCUUUUCUUGAUAUUCCUGUCCUUUCUCUACAUGAAAAUGCACUUAAUAUUUCAAAUAUUGAAUCUAUCGAUAUGCUAAGUAAUGAAGUAUCAAGUUUUAAUAGCGUUGAAGAAAACAGUGGAGCUUUUACUGAACAGGAUGAUUUAACUGAAGAGUUAGACUUGAUAGCCUUGUCAAACAAAUCAAUCAUUAUUUCGGCAAUACAGGGUUAUCUAAUACAAACAAAACAAUUAAUUCAUGCCGAUAGAUAUAAGCGUGAUUUUGUGGAGUCCCUUUCACAAGAUCAACCAUGUUAUCGGCUCUCUGUGGCAAAACAUAUCUUAGACCAAAAUUUGUACUCGAUAAAAAGUUAUGAUUUGCCACAUUUUUGUUCGUUUAACUCUCUGGGGAAUUUUAGUGAUGGCAGGAUAAUCUUCCAUCAUUUGAGUUUUAGAAGACGGUUAAUUGUUAAUGAGCUCAUUUCAAAGAUUUCCGGACUAGCAAAAUUGCAACACAAUAGUAUUUCUAGAUACUAUCAAUGUUGGUUGGAAAAGGAUGUAGAAGUUACAAAAAUUGAUGAGCUAAAUCUGUUGUGUCAGUCUGUAUUAGAUGGUACAUUUGAUACCAAAUCUCAUAAAAAGUAUACAAGACAACUUCUCUUAAAAGUCGCCGCACGAAUGGAUGAUACUGAUGAAAUUACCGACGACUUUUUACUAUCUGAAACAAUCACGCAGAGAAGGUUAUUUAUUCAAAUGCAGCACUUUGAAGGUCGUACCUUGGAACAAGAGAUUCAAAAUAACAACCUAUACAAGGAUGAAAAAUUGUUAUGGAGUUUUAUUCGCCAUCUUCUUGAUGUGUUGGCAUAUUUACAUCAUCAUAAUGCGUAUCACCUCCGCUUAUCUCCUGACAAUAUUAUUGUUACCUCCGACAGUUAUGGAACUGGUCUAAAAGUAUGCGAAUUUGGAAUUGUUGGUUCGCUUCGACAACUGUACAAUUUUGAAUAUCAGUGCAAAUCGCCUAGUUGUGGCUGCAGGAUUUCCAGAAACGUGAGAGACUAUUUGUACGAAUUUCAUCCAUCUAGUUAUGGUCUUGAUGCCCCUGCAGGUGAUCAAGACUAUGAUGCUGAACAAGAGGAUAUGUUUGCAUUUGGACUCAUAAUUUUCAAAAUGUGGCAUCCUCCAACAGAAGAAUCGCAAAUGCGUGAUAUAAUACUAAAGGUUGUUUCAUCAAGGACAUUUCCUCAGUAUUUUAUACAGUCAACUCCACAAAUCAUCAUAACAACUCUCAUUAGGCUUUUUAGCAACGAAAGGAGGCCUACAGCGACUGAACUUUUGAGGGAGACCUUGGUUCCACCUGUCAUGGAUAUUUAUCUCUAUAAGCAAUACUUGAGACGACUACAAAAUCCCCUCUCUGAGGAAUCCAUGGAUGCUGUAAAAUUUCUAUUUAGCAGAGACUGGAAAAGUAACGUGACACGCCUAAAGGGAGAUACUGAUGUAGAAUAUCUUGCACACGCCUCGCAUGUGGUUGACAGGUUAGAAACAUUUAUGAGUAAUCGUUCUGUUGUUAUACGCCCACCGCUGAUAAUGCAGCCUAGUGUAGACGGUACAGGUGAUGAUGUGUUAUUGGUAUUGGAUUCUAAUAAUGCUAUACUAUAUUUGGUACGCAAUAUAUUGCAGUCGCUCUUAAAGGCGUUUCAACUUAAUCCUGAUGAUAAGAGUGGUCUUGGUUUCAAGCAGUUUUCAGCUGGUGAUAUCUACUUUGGAGACAAAUGUGCUUUAUCUGCUGCAUUUGGCAUUACACUAAAACUUGAUAAUGUCACUAGUACUCUUUUGGAUGGGCAAAUUAAGCGAAACUUUGACGAUACAUCAAUGUUAAUUGCAAUGGCUCAAGUUGAGUUGGUUUCUGUGGCUGUUGAUUCCCUAAAGUCUCUAGAUUUAAGAAUUUCCCUGAUGAUUUCCUUUUCACCACUCAUGAGAGAUUUUUUGUCCUUGGUACUUGGUGUUGAAGCAGAAAUUUCACAGGAAAUAAUUUCAAAGCUCUGCCACAUUUAUAUAAAUGAGUACAAUCUGAAAAUGCUUUUGGGGAAUUAUAGCAUAGCAUGUGAGUCUGAUGUUGUAAGGGCUCUGGUAGAUUUGUUUUCCAGCAGCUACAAUUUACCAGUAACUCUAUACAAGUUACAUUCCCUUGCAGUUUUAUUGGCUAAUUUUUCACAAGACAAUUCCGCAGAGUGCACGCACCUUUUGAAGGAAUUGUCGUUGCUAAAAAAUGAUUCUUGUUCUGUCAAUACCUCCGGUGAAAUUUCCACGAAAGGUAUCAGUGAUGCUUACUCUACAAUUCAAGAUCAGUAUCUAAAGAGGAUCAGAUAUAUGUUGGAGCUUUCAAAAUUUUUAGAGGUUUUAGGGUAUACAAAGUAUUGUUUUAUGGAGCUUGUAUCGGAUAAUGUUCGUCUGAAAAACUUUUGCGAACACUUUCCCCUCUUUUGUUGUUAUAUGGAUGAUUACCCAAAUAAAUACGCAGUUGCUGUUGGGGGAUGCUACGAUUCUAGCUUAUAUGUUUCGGAGGGAUCCACAAAUAUAUUGCAUUUUGGAAUAGAGUACAUUAUUGAGGAACUUGUGGCGACAUCAAAGCGAGGCAAGAGAUUAGAGGGGUACGCAAUAGCUCCGACCAAGAGUAACGUUGUAGACGUUAUAAUAACAUCGCAAACGGUUCGGCUUUUGCCUGCCGCAGUUUCAAUUGCAAAUAAACUAAUCGACGCUGGUUUGUCUUGUGAAUGCAGGGCUAUUCCUUUGGUGCUUACAAAUCACUUUAACGAGCGCCUUCAAAUGAUAAAUGGAGUGAAGGCUAGAGUCCACUUGCAAAAAUCUUCCAAUGUUGUUUCUACGCCACUUUUAUCCCAUGCCACGGCCACAGACGCUAUAGAUGAACCAAUGGAAAAUUUAACGCCAGGAGAGCAUAAAUCCUCUAGUGACUUGAGGAUUGAAGAAGCAGAGAGUGUGAGCAAGAUUAAUCUGGCUGAAUUUAGUGAAGGGGAAGACGGUGAUAGAAGUGCAAUGAACAUAAUAUAUCACGUUGAACCUGUCAAUGGUUCAUUCUCUCAAGCUAAAAAGAUGGAGAGUGAGACUUCUCUGGUCCACUUUUUGAUUGGACAAUUGCUCUAG
This is a messenger RNA of Theileria equi strain WA, 3984 nucleotides long. RefSeq lists its product as hypothetical. Lineage: Eukaryota; Apicomplexa; Aconoidasida; Piroplasmida; Theileriidae. The record is from RefSeq and is a predicted model, not a curated record. Gene Ontology annotation, biological process: protein phosphorylation. Bases 1 to 3984 code for a protein of 1327 amino acids. The transcript has a single exon. Gene Ontology annotation, molecular function: ATP binding; protein kinase activity; protein binding.